Pseudocercospora fijiensis CIRAD86 is the source of this 2160-nucleotide messenger RNA. RefSeq lists its product as uncharacterized. The record is from RefSeq and is a predicted model, not a curated record. Gene Ontology annotation, molecular function: FAD binding. NCBI's taxonomy places the organism in Eukaryota, Fungi, Ascomycota, Dothideomycetes, Mycosphaerellales, Mycosphaerellaceae. The coding region runs from base 1 to 2160 and encodes 719 amino acids. The transcript has 7 exons.
AUGGAAGGCAUCGACGUAGCAAAAUGCAAGAUCGACCAGGUCCUUUUUGUCAGGCCAGAUGACUCUCGUAAGUAUGCAUGUGCGUCUUUGUCCCUUUCAUUGCAUUGCUUGUCAGUAGAUCAAGUUACUGAGGCCCGUUUUCUGCUACGAACUGCUCUCCUAACUGCGGCCUCUCAUAACUGCAAUAUGGCAACUCUAGGACAGUUAAGGAGCGCGCUACGAGACGCUGCAUCUUCCUCCUCAAAAGACACCUUGACCGAUCUACAAUACAGCGACGGCUUCGAGCUCUCCCUCGAAGAUCCAGGUCUAUCAAACUACCACACUUUCGUCAUUCCCCGACUUUCGAAAUUGGUGUCCGAAGUUACUAAGACAAAGCAGUCCAUCUCGAUUUUGGAAAUCGGUUCUGGCCCCAAGACUGUGCUUGGCGAGCUUCCCAUAGCUCUGCGAUGGAAGGUCAACAAGUACGCCGCAUUCGAGCCUAACAACAUUUUUGCCGGAAAGCUUGAGAGUUACCUUCGCCCCCAAGAAGAGAAGGACACGCCUUUCCCUCAUAUGACAAGCGAACCUGUCAUAAUGCGAAUUCCGUUCAGCGCGAUCCAUGAGGAUGAGAAGUUCGACAUCAUACUUUUCUGUCACAGCAUGUAUGGUAUGAAUCCAAGACGACCGUUCAUCGAAAAAGCCAUGGACCUACUCCCGAAGCCUUCCUACCCAACAGGUCAUUUUCGUAUCUCAGAUGAAGACGAGGAGAUCGACAAAUUUGCUGCAUUCAUAGCUGGAUUCACAGUGCAGGACUACGCCUUACAGCAGCAGUGGCGAAUUAUCUGCCGUGAUCCAAGUCAUCGUCUGGAUACCGAUUCUGCCCAGCUUGCCUUGAAUUCGCCUGAGAUCAUGGUGGCUUUCAAUGCCAGCGCACGCGCGGUUCCAGAGCUGCUAUUGAAAGUUCCUUCUCUAAGCGAGAGCAGAGCUCUCGAGAACCCCGAGUCUCGCCAAGCUCACCCAGCGGUGAUUUUGAGGCCGACAGAUCCCGGACAUGUUCAAGACUGCGUACACUGGGCUGUCGAACACGAUCUCAGCCUGACCGCCAUCGGUGGAAGUCAUAGUGGCCAUUGCGUGGCAGACAACGUGGUCGCGAUGGACAUGAGCGCUUUUUGUGAGUUGCAAAUUCCACCAGCCAACAAGAAUGCAUUCCAUGCUGCAGAAAGUCUGAUCGUGGCUGGAGCUGGCUGCAAUGCAGGCGAGAUCAUACGCACGACCAUGGAAGCCGGCUUGACUGUACCUCUGGGUUCUCGACCAAGCGUAGGUGCGGGACUAUGGCUGCAAGGCGGCAUUGGGCACCUUUCUCGACGAUACGGGCUGGCUUGUGAUGCAAUUGCUGAUUCUAUGCGUUGGGGAUAUACUCACAAGGACAUGAAACUACCAGCCAAUGCUAUCCGACGGGAGGACAAAAAGGAACUCCUUUGGGCGAUCAGAGGCGCCGGCACUAACAUUGGCGUUUUGUUGUACGUUGUUUUCAAAGGGUUUAGGGCACUAUCCUUCCUAUCGCAGAACUGGAAGCUUUCACUCAGCGAUAAACCCGAGCUGCAAAGCAGAAUUAUACAGCUCAGCAACAUGACAAAAGGUCUGUCUCGAAACGCCUCUAUCGACAUGUACAUCUUUUACGAUUCGGACCAGGUCAAACUUGGCGUGAGCUCGUACGAGGUUUUCUGCAAGAAGCAUUCUGCAGGAGUCACUAUUCAGGAUACAACACCUUUAACCUCCAAGCUACGAGAAACAUUGGGUCACGAGGACUCAUCUAUCAUUACUGAUGCAGUCGGACUUUUCGAGACAGAAAUUUACAUCUCAGGCAUGCACGGCGGUCAUGGUGGCGGAAAGACCUCAUCAUUCAAGCGAUGUGUGUUUAUGAGGAACAUCGAAUCAACGAAGGUAGUUGACAGCCUUUCAGCCGCCAUGGCUACACGACCCACUCCAAUAUGCUACACUUUGAUUGCAAUGCUUCGGCUCUUGCAAGAGGCUGAAGUGCCUGCUUCGAAGAUCUCGGUCAUCGUCGUUGCGGAAUUCCCUGUUCAUGGAGCGCGAAAAUGGUUACAAGAGCGUGGAUUUGGAGGCCUGAGUGGUGGCUAUUUCCAAUGUCUGCAUGUCUGUAACUGGCUUGUGACUUGA